Molecule: messenger RNA, 942 nt
Organism: Cryptococcus amylolentus CBS 6039
Lineage: Eukaryota; Fungi; Basidiomycota; Tremellomycetes; Tremellales; Cryptococcaceae
Exons: 3
Coding region: 1-942 (313 amino acids)
Source: RefSeq, a predicted model, not a curated record
AUGCCCGACAACAAUCAACAAGCUUCUGAAAAUGCUUCUUCUGACGGCCAGCCUGCGGCCUCACAGCAGGCUGUCAUCACGACACCCUCUGGAGCCAGGGUCUCUUCCACGGCUUCAUUCCGAGCCCUCAAUGAUCAGCAGCUUCAAAAUGCUAUAGCGGCUGAUACGAGACGACGAAUGGCAAUGGGACCACUUACCACAGCAGCAAGCUCUUCCAACCCAGGCGACUACCCGUCGCAAGGUGACGGAUCCACAUUGUACAUGGGCCAAGCCUCCCAAGGAGGGUCCAUGAUGCCGCCGCCACCACUCCCAUUUCAGGGUCAAUCAGGCGUACAAAACCAAUUGUCUCCCGGCCAUACAUGGCAGUACCGCCAGGGACAAUGGACCCAAGGUUCUGGCCGCUCCUUUGUUCCGCAAAAUCAACAGCUACAGCCACAGAGAUUCGGUGAGCAAGAUCUCCUCGAUCUGCUUUACAACGAUGAUAGUGGGCGCGAAGAUGAGGCGUAUAUGGAGCUCUACCGAGCAAGAGGCAGCGACCCUUCUGAUAAAGGUAAAAGACCAGCCUUAGAAGCGCCUUCUCUCGCACAGCAUCCUCCCAAACAGCUUCGAAUCACCGAGACCGGUACAGCAGAGUACGAGGGCGAAAGUGCUGAAGUACCAGAGAUCGACCCCGCCACAGGCGAACCGGUCUCUGAGGGCCCAACGAGUACGCGCCCCGCUUUCCGCAACCUCACCUUCAGCGUCACCGUCGAAGCCGAUUGGGGCACUUCUCUAGGACCAAAUAGUGAAGGCCGAACAAAGUACAGAUACGAUAUCUCAUCUAAGAGCAAAAGCCGAGGGAUGCUGCAAGCUGUGUUGAGGAAUCUUGGGAACAUCCAGCUCCACGACCAGGACGCUUUAGCAAAAGAGUUGCACGAGAUGGAGAGUUGGCAACGAAAGUAA